Messenger RNA from Tetrahymena thermophila SB210, 546 nucleotides. RefSeq names its product transmembrane protein, putative. The transcript has a single exon. The record is from RefSeq and is a predicted model, not a curated record. NCBI's taxonomy places the organism in Eukaryota, Ciliophora, Oligohymenophorea, Hymenostomatida, Tetrahymenidae.
AAAAAGAGUGUAAACAAAUUUUAUUUUAUUAUUCUAUCUUAUUAUUUCAUCUGCUAAUAGACUUAGAUCUAUCUGAUUGAUUUUACAUAAUUUAAUAUAGCAAAAUCAAAUACUACUAUUUAUCUUAAAAGCACCAAAAAAAUGAAAAACUAUAUUUUAACAAUAUUUGCAAUCACUUCUGUUGCACUCACUGCCUAUCUUUUGGUUUAAGGCUAUUAAACUCCAGUCUUAUAACAAAAUUCUUUUACUACCGUAAGACUAUGGAAUUAAUGUGCUGAUUAAGUACCUAUGCCUUGUUCCCAAUGCCCAAAAUAUGAGCAUCCAGUCUGCUUAGAUGGAUUUGUAGAUACAAACAAUUGUUUACUCAGAGAUACACAAGAAUGUACAAGUUUUUGGGAUUUUGUCUACAAUCCUUCAAAUAUUGACAAUGUUUUACCUGAUAUCAUGUCUGAAUGCGUAAAAAUUUGUGAAAAAUAUUCUCAAAAAGAAAAACACUUAUCAAAAUGGUUCUAAUAGAAGUUCAAUUCUUGUGCUCAAUCAUAGUGA